Exophiala spinifera is the source of this 567-nucleotide messenger RNA. RefSeq lists its product as uncharacterized. Bases 1 to 567 code for a protein of 188 amino acids. NCBI's taxonomy places the organism in Eukaryota, Fungi, Ascomycota, Eurotiomycetes, Chaetothyriales, Herpotrichiellaceae. The transcript has 2 exons. Gene Ontology annotation, biological process: autophagy of mitochondrion. The record is from RefSeq and is a predicted model, not a curated record. Gene Ontology annotation, cellular component: mitochondrion.
AUGCCUUGCCCGAUAAGCAUUACGAAAUUCGUCGGGACCAUCUCCCUUGGUCUAUUGACAGGAACAUCGUACACACUAACCACCAUCACUCUCCCGUCCCUCGCACUCCUCCCGUCGGCUUCCCUAGCCGCGCGAACCCUUGCGACCAUCCAGACGCAAUCAUCCCGACAGAUCCUCACCCUGGCAUCGGUCUCAUCACUCUCCCUUAUCACAGCAUUCAGCCUCGCUUCUCCUCGCGGCCGCCAUCCGUACCUUUUGUGGACGGCCCUCGUGGCGUUCAUCGGCGGCCAGGGCGUUGAGUACUACUACAAUGGCCUCUCCCGAUUCCCGAGCCUGAGCUACUCGCGACCCAGCAGGGGCAACGCGAAUGUCGUCAGAGGGACCAGCCCGGGCGGCUCCGAUAGUGGCUUCAUCGAAGUCGAGGCUUCCGCAACCGAGGACCAGGUCAAUGGCGAGAAGGUCGAGAUGGAAAUGGCACGGGAGCGAAGAAUACAGAAGGUGCGGAGCUGGAUCGCUGGUGUUGGGUUCGCCAUGGGGGUGGUUGGUAUCUGGGGUGACGGUGCGUAA